AUGCAAUCAGAGAACAUGAUGCAGCAACCGCUGGAGAAUGAAUCCAGCGUUUCAGUAUUUAAACUCUCCGGUCUGAAUGAAACAAUGGAGAACAGAUAUGUGUUGUUUUCUUUCACUUGCCUCUUUUAUCCUCUGAUGGUGUUCUGUAAUGUCGCAGUAAUGUUCACUAUAAUGUCAAAUAGGAAGCUUCAUGAGCCAAUGUACAUGUUUAUAUGUAAUCUGUGUGUAAAUGGGAUUUUUGGCACUGCUGGCUUCUAUCCUAAAUUCUUGUAUGAUUUAUUAGCUCAUGAUCAUGUGAUUUCUUAUGUUGGCUGUCUAAUUCAGAUAUUUGUCAUUUAUUCGUCUGCAUUGUGUGACUUUUCAACACUAACGGUGAUGUCUUAUGACAGGUAUGUGGCAAUAUGUAGACCACUGGAGUAUCAUUCAAUAAUGACAAGCCGUAUGAUUCUUAAGUGCAUCCUUUUCUGUUGGCUGGCUCCAUUUGUUUGCAUGUCUGUACUCAUUGUGUUAAUAGCUAGGCUCGCUUUAUGUGCCUCCACUAUUGAAAAGUUAUACUGUGAGAUUUGGGCAGUGGCUAAACUUUCAUGUUUUUCCACAACUGUAAAUAACGUGUUCGGGUACAUUGUUAUUCUUACAUAUUUUGGACAUGCAGUAUUGAUAUUUUGCUCAUACAUUCACCUGAUUAAAAAGUGUAUGAAGUCAAUGGAAGUCAGACAUAAAUUUAUACAAACAUGUGUGCCGCAUCUGCUUUCGCUGAUCAAUGUUACUGCUGCGUUGUUGUUUGAUGUGUUGUACAGUCGUUAUGGUUCAAGGAAUCUGCCACAAAGCGUGCGUAAUUUCAUGGCGCUUGAAUUCCUAGUCAUUCCACCCAUUUUAAACCCUCUGAUUUAUGGACUAAAUCUGACAGCUGUACGCCAACAAGUUAUAAGACUCUAUUUCAAAAAACAUGUGGCAAUAUCUGACUGA
Messenger RNA from Danio aesculapii, 966 nucleotides. It is a transcript of the gene or62c1, whose product is annotated as odorant receptor, family 62, subfamily C, member 1. Bases 1 to 966 code for a protein of 321 amino acids. Gene Ontology annotation, molecular function: G protein-coupled receptor activity; olfactory receptor activity. The transcript is spliced from 2 exons. Gene Ontology annotation, cellular component: membrane. NCBI's taxonomy places the organism in Eukaryota, Metazoa, Chordata, Actinopteri, Cypriniformes, Danionidae. Gene Ontology annotation, biological process: G protein-coupled receptor signaling pathway. The record is from RefSeq and is a predicted model, not a curated record.